This is a messenger RNA of Gambusia affinis (western mosquitofish), 5533 nucleotides long. Its product is annotated as RNA-binding motif, single-stranded-interacting protein 2-like. The transcript is spliced from 14 exons. NCBI's taxonomy places the organism in Eukaryota, Metazoa, Chordata, Actinopteri, Cyprinodontiformes, Poeciliidae. The record is from RefSeq and is a predicted model, not a curated record. Gene Ontology annotation, cellular component: cytosol. Gene Ontology annotation, molecular function: mRNA binding. The coding region runs from base 94 to 1293 and encodes 399 amino acids.
AGCAGCGGGACUCCAGGCUCUCACUUCCCCAGCUGCUGACGUCAGCUGGCAGCCUGGGCUGAGCUCGCCGCUCCGGACAUAGCGCCGAGAAAAAUGCUGCUCUCCGUACCGCCAAGGGCAGGAAUCAACCCCUACAACGGCUACAACAGCAGAAACAGCAAAAAGCAGUCCUAUGUGUCCUCCGGCCACCAGAUGGCACCUCCCAGUCCCAACACCAACAGUAGUAGCAACAGCAGCGGCGGAGGUGGGGAACAGCUCAGUAAAACGAACCUAUAUAUCCGCGGCCUCCAUCCAGGAACUACGGAUCAGGACCUCGUGAAGCUCUGCCAACCGUAUGGCAAAAUCGUUUCCACCAAAGCCAUUUUGGACAAAACUACCAACAAAUGUAAAGGAUAUGGCUUUGUGGACUUUGACAGUCCAGCUGCUGCACAAAAAGCCGUCACAGCUCUGAAAUCCAGCGGAGUCCAGGCUCAAAUGGCCAAACAACAAGAGCAGGACCCCACCAACCUCUACAUCUCCAACCUGCCGGUGUCCAUGGACGAGCAAGAGCUGGAAAACAUGCUGAAGUCCUUCGGCCAGGUCAUUUCCACCCGGAUCCUCCGGGACGCCAACGGGACCAGCCGUGGCGUGGGAUUUGCAAGAAUGGAGUCCACAGAGAAGUGUGAGGCCAUAAUUCAGCAUUUCAAUGGCAAAUUCAUCAAGACUCCUCCAGGAGUGCUCGCACCCACAGAGCCCUUAUUGUGCAAGUUUGCAGACGGGGGUCAGAAGAAGAGGCAGAGCCAGGGGAAGUAUCUCCAUAAUGGAAGGCCCUGGGGUCGAGACGGAGAUACGGGAGGAAUGACGCUAGCGUAUGACCCAACAGCCUUACAGAAUGGUUUCUACUCCUCACCCUACAGUCUGGCUCCAAACCGAAUGAUUGCCCAGACCUCUCUCUCACCCUACAUGCAUUCUCCUGUCUCCUCCUACCAGGUACACAGCCCGUCCUGGAUGCACCACCAGUCAUACCUCAUGCAGCCAGCUGGUACAGUGCUAACCCCGACAAUGGAGCAUGCCAUGUCCAUCCAGCCCACGUCCAUGAUGGGGCCUCUCACUCAGCAAAUAAGCCACCUGUCUCUGGGCAGCACGGGCACAUAUAUUCCAGCCAACACUACUAUGCAGGGGCCUUAUAUCCCCCAGUACACCCCAGUGCCUCCUUCCAAUGUCCCAGGAGAGGAGAACGGUGGUCAGCAGCAGCAGGUCGCCAUGGAGAAUCCGGCAGAACAUACAAACUACUCCUACCAACACACCAAGUGAAGCUGAGCUCCCACCAAUGAGAAGAAACAAAUCCAACCAAAACAGGAUUAAGCUGGAAGAGAUCUCAACCAUAACCAAUCACCGGGACUUGAACACGGAUAACAAAAGGAACACGUGUGUGCCAGUGAGUGUGCUUGCGUGUACUUGUGGGUGAGGAUGUAUGUGUGUCUGUUUUGUUUUUUUGCUUUGUUUUGUUUUUGCUCUUUUCUUCUUUUUUUUUUUUUGUUUAAGAAAAAGGACAACAAUUAACUUCAUCAGACUCUUCAGCUCACGUCCUCAAGAGUUGACCAACCAAAGGUGGGAACCUUCUUCAAAGAAGAUUGGGUCUAUUUUGAUAACUGAAAAAGGAAAAAAAUAACGUUGUUGAAAAAUGUCAAAAGAAGUAGGAGAGGAAGAAAUGACACAGAGCAUUAUUUUUGUGCAAGUGGUAUAGCAAAUUCUUAUUUAAAAAAAAAAAAAAAAAGCAUUCUGGAUGUUUCAGAGUGAUUCAAGGAAAAGUUGAAACACAAUGUGUCUUUUAUUUUUUUGUGUAAAAUAUGCAAACUUUAUUUUUAUUUUUUGAUGUCUGUUGUUUGACAUUCUAGUUGCAGCAGCAGUUUGUACAGAUUUCAAAACUUUUUGCUGGUCUGAUGUGUGGAGUCAUUCUAACUGUGGGAGGUAAACCGUUUAAAGCUACUUCUUCUUGUAACUGCUGCAGAGAUUUCUAUUCACACACGCAUGAAAAUAACAUUGACUGUUCAUAGUUUUUGUUUAUUUAGACCAUAACAGAACAAAAGACAAUCAAUUAUUUAUAUUUAUAUUCAAAUCAUAGUUCUAUUUUUUUGGAGUUUUUAAUCAUUGAAGCGUAGAUUUAUGAAAAAGAAGUUAUUUAAUGUUGUAGUCUUUAAAGACAAGUUAAAAUGGACUUACAAUUUUGACCUUACACUCUAAUGGAUUCUCUAAAGUGACUCUUUUGGUUUUUGAAAUCUUUUUGUCAAUGAGUGGGCAUGGGCUAUCAUCAUGUUAUUGUUAUUCGAUUUUACAAAGUCACGGUUUCACAAUCAAACAUCAAAUUUUGAUGCUGAAGAAAGGACAGUUUUUCAGCAUAGUGAUUGCUGCAAUUGCUGUGUUUAAAGUAGCUAUUGUUUUAAAAUGAAAUUUAGUAACAAACAUCCCGGUACAAUCAAGCUAACACAGCAACUAACAUCACUGAUUAACUGGCUAACAAUUGCUUGUCAGGCUCCCAAUACAUCUUAAUACAAAUUGAGCAUAUUAGCCAAAAAUCAAUUUAAUUGUAACAAAACUCCACAAAUACCAAGAUCUAAGUGUCUGUUGGUGAAUAAACGGCUAUGUACAGUUUUGCUAACAUGACAACUAACUUGGCUCAUUAGCUAAAAAUAUUAACUUGCCAGGCUCUCAACUUUUAUUUAUAAAGAGCCAAAUGGCAGAAAUGACAUAGUUAGCAUAGCAAUCCCCCAAGUUAGCCUUUCCCCAUACAAUUAACCAGCUAGCAGUAGUUUUGUCAGUUUGUAGGUUUUUUUGUGGCCGGUUAUUGUGUAUUUAUAAUAUUUACAGACUCAACAUCACAUUGCAUAAUAAAGGAGCCUCUGUAGAGCAGGGCUUUAUGAUUAUAUACUUAAAAAAAAUUUAAAUGACUGAAGGUAGAACAUUUUAAGCUGCAUUUAGCAUCUCAAAUUAGUUAUUCGUCUUGCUAGUGUCAGGAAUAAAAUGGUGCUGUUCUGCAUUAAGAUUUACUUAAAGAUUGUUACCUUAACUGUGAGGCUUCCAAAGGCAUGGUAACAUUUCUAAGUACAGGAUGCUUCAUGUUAAAUUCAGGUUAAUAAAACAGAGCAACAUUGAUUUGAUGAUUUAGUCCUCCUGCUGUCUCUCACAGCCUGUUUAAAAACAGCUUCCAGAAUGAACAGAAGACAGGACUCAAUAGCUAAAUUACAAAGAAAAGCUUCUUAAACCUUUUGCACUUCCUAAAACUUAAUUUAUAUAUGCCUUACUGAAAAUGAAGAUUGCUAAGUUUGAGUCUUCUUCCCUCUGUAACAAAUUCCACUCUGAAAGGUGUUGCUGUUAGCCAAUUCCAGUUACCUGCCAAUUUCUCUAUGCUUUUUAAUUUUUUUUAAUUUUUUUUAAUUUUUUUUUUUACAUUUAUUAAUUUUGUCUUUCAAUACCUAUGAAACCGUGUAAUUUUUGCUCAACUUUAUAUUUUCACAGCGGCCCAUGCCUGUCUCUGAGAAGUGGUUUUAAGCGGUUUUGUUGCAGCUACCAUCAGGUAUCUUUUAAUUCAACCUCUGUCCCAGGGGGUAGAUGAACAUGCUUUAGAAAGAAGCAGUUAGAUAUUAUGUGUAAAAAGAGCAAUGCAGUUACUAAAUUAAAGAGUAGUUUAGUAAAAGUGAUGAGGGAAAAUUAAUGAAAGACUUAGAAAAUCCCACCGAAUGGUUUAGUCUGAUAGGAAAGGGAGUGAUAAGUCUUUUUAUUUUCAAUGCUGCUGUCAUCUGAGUUUGAUUUUGUCAGUGAGUUUUUAGUUUGUAGAAAGAUAUUUUUUCAGUUUUUUUGUUGUUGUUGUUGUUUCUCUUGUUUUGUUUGUUACUGAAAAGAUUUGCCUUUUUUGAUUAAAUAUUCUUAGCUUAGAUUUUAGCUGUAGAGUUUAUCUCUUCAGAGAGACUAGAUGUUAGUUUCCUCUUUAAAUGGUUUGAGGCUGUUCUCUUGUUCACAUCCAGAUUUCUCUUGUUUUACUUUCACAAAAAAUUUCCGUUCCAAGCCUCGUGUCAUCUGUCUGUCCUCAUAUUGUAUCCGAACUGUUUGUAGAGAGCUUUUCAGAGCCGAGAGCUCAACCAAACUGACUUAAAUGUUGCGCUGAUCUAAGCGAUUCGUCCUGCUCAGUGUCGCGGUGUUCAAAUACCGGUCAGCACAUCGAGUGAAGUGAAGCUUACGUCACCAUGUCUGUUCAAAUAUGUUGACCUGUAAAUUUGUAGACACCAGAACUGUAGAUAUGUAGAUAGUAAGUAGUGGUUUUUACAAAGGACUGCUCACCAGACCAUGGAAGUGCCAUUACAGACGAUUCUUACAGCCUUAGUGAGACUGCAAGUCUGAAUAAAUUUGUGAGAGAUCCAAAAUUCUGCAAAAAAAAAAAAACUACACAUUUUUAGCGAAGCCUUAAUGAUCCUUUUCUGGAUUUACUGCCUGAUUUCUCACUGAAUUGACUUUUAUUUGUAUAUACUAUGAAAAUGGCGACAGGCUUCUUUGUACCCCGUCUAGUUAGUUAUCACAUCAGAGUCGCUGCUGGUUUAUGCUCCUGUUCAAUCAUUCAUCUUUCGAGGUAGAUGACGUCUGCCUCAGGGCUUCACAGUUUGAUUAUCCUGAUUCUGUCCUGGUCUUUUUUUAUGACGUUAACUUUUAGCUGUUUUCCUGCUUUAUGUUUCUGCAACCAAAGACGUUGUACCCAUCUCCACUUUAUUUUAUUUUUUUAAAUGCAUUUAAAAAUUUGGAUAAACUCAUACAUUAGAAAUAGGACAAGUGUCCAAUCAUGCUCAAAAUUAUGGCCACGGGUAAAGUCAAUUUAUUAUUUUCUUUGCAGACCUAUGGAGACGAAGCAUCUAAGAAGUGUCCUCUUGAUAAAUUUUUUUAAAGCGUUUGUAGGGUGGACGUUCCCGUACUGUAAAUAAGAGAACUGUUGAGUGCAUGCAGACACACUGGUGAAUAUAUGGGGGGUUCAACACACAUCCAGGAGGAAAACAGCUUUGCUCUUCAUGGUGUUAAACAGACAGUUUUCAGACACAAACGUUACUUUUGUAAAUAGCCAUUUUUCCUCUUUCUACUUGCUCUCUCUUUACCAUUCUGUUUUAUUUCAUCUUGUGUGAUUCAUUGAUUAUUUUUAUUUUUUUUUGUAUGAUUUAUGACCUGUCCAGAUAACAUCGUGACUAUCAGGUUUUCAGAUUCAGUGCACCAUGAAGGAAAUAUCCAAAUAAAUGCUAUUCCAUGUGUUAGACGCCACUUUUAAUACAUAAACCGUGAUGUUUGAAACUAUGAAAUGACCAAGGGUCAUUUGCAAAGCAGUGUUUAUUUAUUUUUUUUUAUUUUUUUACAAGAGAAAAUGUUACAAAAAGAAGUUGUAAUAUUUGUAAAUGAACUUGUCUUUUGAUUGCAAUAUUAUAAGAAAAAAUAAAUACUCAAACUAAUUUUGUAGAUAGUACACACAAUUUAAGAUUUAAAAUGAAUUUGUUGCACUUACUAAUACUUCAAAUGCUCUUUU